AUGAAGACCACUGCUGCUGUUUUUGCCGUCGCGGCGUCUGCCUCUGCGCCGACCCUCACCGGCCCCUUCUCCUUCGUUGACCCGCCCAUGUCCACCGACGCUCUGUCGAUUCCCAAUACUGCCACGCCCAGUUCCACGCAGACCCCAAACAUAGACCCAACGAGCGACUUGACCCCGGUUCCGUUCUUGCCCUGGGAUGACGAGGGUCCCUUCCGUUUCAUCACGAUCGUCCGGAAGGACGCUUCGGCUUCGGACCUGGGGCCGCCUGCCGCCCCUGCCGCUGCCGCUACCACGAACCAAAUGACAACCAUUGCUUCGGCUUGGGACGUGAGCGUUGCACCCACCGUCGAGGCACGCGGUGAACCCGACAUGACGGAGGAGGCGACGACGACGACGAUGACGCAGAGUAAGCCGACGCAAAUGACGCCAAACCCCGCGGGGACGAUGCGCGCCGACGAAAUUCUGGAUGCUCUGAGGGAGCACACGAAGAGCCAAGAGCAGCAGCAGGCGGAGAUGACUACGACUCAGAGCAUAGACUUGGUCGUGCCGAUGACGACACAGGGCAACUUGGCGACCGACGCCGUUGCGACAACGACAGGGGACGCUGAGAGCCGGCCGACAAUUGAGCACGUCGAAGAAUUCACCAGGGAGUGCGGGUUUUAG
Messenger RNA from Beauveria bassiana ARSEF 2860, 663 nucleotides. RefSeq lists its product as uncharacterized. NCBI's taxonomy places the organism in Eukaryota, Fungi, Ascomycota, Sordariomycetes, Hypocreales, Cordycipitaceae. The record is from RefSeq and is a predicted model, not a curated record. Bases 1 to 663 code for a protein of 220 amino acids. The transcript has a single exon.